Molecule: messenger RNA, 2730 nt
Organism: Argentina anserina (silverweed cinquefoil)
Lineage: Eukaryota; Viridiplantae; Streptophyta; Magnoliopsida; Rosales; Rosaceae
Product: autophagy-related protein 13b
Exons: 3
Coding region: 569-2470 (633 amino acids)
Biological process (GO): piecemeal microautophagy of the nucleus; mitophagy; autophagosome assembly
Cellular component (GO): Atg1/ULK1 kinase complex; phagophore assembly site; cytosol
Source: RefSeq, a predicted model, not a curated record
GCUUCCUACUCUCUUUCUUGAUAUCUCUCUACUGGGUUUUUGCUUCUCCAGCAAACCCUCCUCUCUAGGGUUCUUCAAUUUCCCCGGAAAAUAUUAGAUCCGGAAAUUGAAUUAUAAAUAAAUGAAGACCCAAAUAGUAACCAAGUGAGCAAAACCCACAUCACCAAUCACGCGUUUCUUGCUGAACAAGCACUUCGCCCUUUGCCGGGUUGUUUCUAAUGUCUUGAGUAUGAUCUUUAUCCAUCUAAUCUGCUGUUCUUGAAUCAGUUCUUGUAGUUAUCUGCUUUUGUCUGUUUUGGGUUCUGUCUGGGAUUCUGAUCAUUGUUUGCCAACGUUUGUCUCUGUGACUCUUUGAUCGACUCGGGUUGUUGUUGAACUAGUUGAAGUGUGUGUCUUUGGUUUUUCUUGAUUUGCAUAAAUCGUGGGUUUCUGCUUUUCGAAGCCGUUUGAACUCUGUGAUUGUGGUUGUUUUGCAGCUGAGUGAUUUGAGUGAGUUGGAGUGUUGUGGAAUCAAUUGGGUGAUUGCUUAAAAAGGGUACGUGCCUGAUUGUUUAAAAUUAUUGACAUUAUGGCAUCUUCUCAUGGUAAUACUCACUCUGAGGCAGCAAUACAAAUUAUAACUGAAUUUUAUGCUAAGAGUUUACACAUAAUACUCGAGUCGAGGACCCCUUACAUGUCCUCGAGGAAUUAUAGUGGGGAACAAGGCUUAUCUUCGCCGUCAUCCUCCUCCUCCUCGUCCUCCAGUGUGAGGCCGAGGGAUAAGUGGUUUAAUUUAGCUCUAAGAGAAUGCCCUGCUGCGCUGGAGAAUCUUGAUCUCUGGCGCCAGAGCAAUUUUGAACCAAUGGUGGUUGAUGUGGUUUUGGUCCAGAGGCCGCUUGUUAGUGAGUCGGUGGAGUGUUCACCUAAGAGGGGUCUUGCUAGGAACUUGUCGUUGAAAGAGCGGUAUCCGUAUUGUUGGAAUUAUGAGCAGGAAGAGUUUUGGUGUGAGGCAAAGAGUGAAAAUAUUAUAGAGAGAUGGGUGCUGCAGUUUGAUACUCGCAGGACUAGAGAGAUGAAAUCAGGGAGCAGGAGGUCUAGCAAUAGUACUUUACAGACGAUGUAUAAGAAAUCGAUAUUACUAUUGAGGUCAUUGUAUGUUACUCUUAGGCUUUUACCUGCUUAUAAAAUUUAUCGUGACCUCAAUUCGUCUGGCCAAAUUCUUCCAUUUACUCUUGCUCACCGGGUGGCCUCUUUUGCUGAGCCUUUCACAUGUAGAGAAGAUGCAGAAAUGCAGCGGUUUGAGUUUACCCCUGUGGAUACGGCUUGUGGUAGGCUUUGCCUUUCAGUGUUAUACUGUUCAUCACUUUCAGAUGUGAGCUCUGAACCAUCAACUCCAAUGUCUCCACAAGUUAUACCAGACUAUGUUGGGAGCCCGUUGGCAGACCCGCUUAAAAGGUUCCCAUCCCUUCCUGUGACACAAGGCACUCCAUCAUCGUCUCCAUUCUCAAGGUGUCAUAGUUGGAGUUAUGACCAUGGUACAGAUUCACCACCUUCAAUUUCUUUUUCACCUUCCCCUACACAUUCAGAACCUCAGGCUUCACCUAACCCAAGAUCUCGACAUUUUCCACCCAGAAGCUUACCACAUUAUCAGCCCGGAACAUCUCUUGAUCAUAAGAAGGAUAUUGGUUUUUAUGAGUAUUUUCCUUCACCUGGCUUUUCUCCUGCACUGUCUCCAUCAGCUUCUCCAUCAUUGCCAAUCUCUAUUCCUAGCAAUCAUGUUUCAAAUAAUUUGUUACGGUCUGAGAGUGCACCAUUCAGUGCCCCGGUGUCUAAACAGGUUAAUUCCCCUGCCUCAUCCCAGAAGCUAAAUUUCCCUCCAUCUCCCCCCCUUAGGAGUACAAGCUCUGGUACUUUUAGGACUGAUGAAACUACGGUUGGGACAGCAGUUGGAAAGUUAUUCUCUUUUGGGAAAGGGGAAUCUAGACAAUGUUCUGGGCUUAAGAUUUCAUCGAACAGCUCACCACAGAUAUCUUUUUCACGAAGCUCCACUAGGUCUUUUCCUGAUGAUUUUGAUGAUUCGGAGUAUCCUUGCCCAUUUGAUUAUGAUGAUGAUGUGACAGAUCCUGGUAGCAGACCUGAGUCCUUUGACCAAAGGCAUGAGCCUGGAGGAUUAUUUCCAAUUACGAAAUCCCAAGACGCUGCUGUUGGUGCGCUUGUAAGAAUGCUAAAAAAAGCCCCACCUCUUCGGCAAGAGGUAUCAGAUUCAGUGAGUUUGUCACAGGACUGCAGGCCUGAGAUGUGGAGUGAUACUCAAAAAGAGGCUAAUCUUUCUUCUGAGAGACCCACACCAGGGCACCCUGUUAAUUCCGUAAGUGUUAUAUCUUCAGGGCUCGUGACAUCAAAAACUACAGCUGAUGCCUUAGAAGAGCUCCGGAGUUACAGGGAUAUGAAAAACUUGUUACUGGUGCAAAGUACUAAGUUUAACAUGUAGUCCAGACAUGCUCCUGCAGCCUUUUUAAACAUUGUACAGCAUUUCGGCUCGAGUGUUAACGAUUUAAUGCUGUAUGGCUGAAAGAAACUAAUAUUUUGGCCUCAACUCUCGGUUUGUAUAUUGUACAUUAAGGGGAAUAUGAUACUGUAAGUUUGAGGAUAAUAUUUGUAAUUUCAUUUGGAGCGCGAUGCUCUUGUUCAUAACUUUGUAAUAUGUGGGUUGGCUAAUUGGUUGCUUGGUGGUACUCUCUUUUGCUUUGA